AUGAAAUUCACUACAGUAAAUCAUAUUACUCACGACACGGCGCGACCGACUGUUAAUUUGACCACCCGUGGAGGCAAGAGAUACUUGAUUGGGAAAGUUCCAGAGGGCACACAACGUAUCAUCAAUGCCGUUGGAGCAGAUGUCAAGUACCCAAAGCUAGAUGCCAUUUGCAUCACUGGUGCAGUGACAAGCUGGCUGGAUAUCGGUGGUCUUCCUGGACUAUUUCUUACAAUUUGCGAUGCCGUGCAGAAAGGUGUGAAACUAGUUGGGAAUGGCGCAUUGUUGUCGUACAUCAUCACUACAUGGAGACUAUUUGUGUUUCGUCAUGGUAUUGACUUGGAUAUCAUAAAUGCCAAUACUGAUAAUCAGCAACAAGUGAUUCUCGAAAACGAUGAGGUUAAGAUACUGUCUAUACUUAUUUCACCUCAAGGAUUUGAGGCUGAUUCCGAUACUCCCAAACUGAGCGUCUACAAUGCUAUUCAAAAACUUGCUUCAUUUAUGUUCCCCAAAGAUACAAGUGCGGUUAAUAGCCGUGAUCCCGAAUCUUACAAGUCGGACCCUACACAAAGAGAUCUUCACACACAUGUCGAUUUGCCCAAUGUCCAAACGUUGGUUCCAUUCCAAAAAGCAAUCUCUUACUGUUUUGACUUUGCUCCAGUUCGAGGUACUUUUGAUGCCAAAAAGGCGAUUGCAUUAGGAUUGAAGCCUGGUCCUAUAUUUAGAGACUUGACGGACGGGAAAAGUGUUGUUGCUGCAAAUGGUGACGUGAUAAAACCAGAACAAGUUAUGGGCCCAGCAAAAGUAUUUCCCAAAGUUUUGUUUAUCGAUAUUCCAAGUAAGGAAUAUUAUGAGAAUACGAUUACCAGCACAAAGUGGUUUGAAUACGAAAACUUGGGUUUAGUAUACCAUUUCCUCGGCGAUGAUAUUCCAUUUGAUAUGGACAAGUAUAAAUCUGAAUUUAUUGACAAGUUCCCACCAACCACAAGACAUUAUAUCAGCCAUAGACUGAUUGCAAACAAUGUCAUUGUUAAUGAUAGAUUUGCCACUCUUCAUAUUAGGGCAAAAGCAUUUAUGAAUGAAAACUUUAAUUUGAUGGAUCUGCAAAAGUUUGAAAAAGAGUGGUUUAGUGGUGUUGGUGGUGGUGGUGGUGGUGAUGAUAGAGUGCAAAGGCUUCACGCGCUUCAGGAAGUUAUGCUCAUUGAAAAUAGUGUCAAGCAAGAGAAUGCAUAUGCAUCGAAGUCAUCAAACGAAAGUUUGUUUCCAGAGGCAGUUAUUGGUUUGGAAGGGAAAAAUGAUUUAGAAUUCAAGACUUUGCAAGAUACAAAGUUCAAUUUGCACCCACAACAGGCAGAAAAUGUGUCACUUAAGGAAUCGGUGCAUAUAUGCACUCUUGGUACAGGCUCGGCAUUGCCCACUAUAUACAGAAAUGUUUUAUCGAACCUUUUACGAAUUCCAUACCAAAAUGAGGCUGGAGAGAUUUCAUAUACUUCGAUUUUCCUCGACUCUGGAGAGAAUACUUUGGGAAGUUUGUUGCGAAACUUUGGCCAUGACUCAUGUCAUGAUUUAAAUGUCAUAUUCAAGGAGCUCCGUCUUCUCCACUUGUCUCAUUUACAUGCUGACCACCACCUUGGUACUAUUUCCCUCAUUAAUUACUGGUUUGAGGUCAAUGCUUCUGGAACAUUGUAUUUAAUCAUCCCAUGGCAAUUUAUGACAUUUAUUAAGGACUGGUACAAUUUGGAAGGGCAGUAUCAUUCUAAUUUUGAUAUUUCAAGAUUAAAGAUGUUUAGUUGUGAAGAUUUCAUCCAAGGCAAAAGACACGCUGAAUAUGAGAGAUUGAGUCUUGCAGAUUUUGAACAAAAACUUGCAAUUAGAGAAGAGGCGGGAAUGGAUGUUGCGUCAAAGUUUAUUGCUGAGAGGAAGAUGUUGAAACCGGUUGACAAAACUGCAAUUCAGGAAAUGUACGAUGCAUGUAAGUUGGAAUCUGUUGCAAUGGUGCGUGCUAUCCACUGUCCAUGGGCUUACUCGUCGACCUUCAAGUUUUCUCUUGAUGCUAUGAAUAAUGAAACAUUCACUGUUUCUUUCUCGGGAGAUACUAGACCAAACCCCGAGUUUGCAAAAGUUGGUAGAAAUUCCGACUUGUUGAUCCAUGAGGCGUCAUUGGACAAUGAAUUGUUGGAGGAAGCCAUUGCAAAGAAACAUUCCACGGCCAUUGAAGCGAUUGCUGUGUCUAAAUUGAUGAAUUGCAAUAACUUGAUUCUUACGCAUUUCAGUUCUAGAUGUGGAAUGGGAAGCAACUGUGGACCAGCACAUACUUUGGAGAAGGAGCUGCGAGAUGUGCAUAAACAGAUUAUAGAAAAGAAGCAGCCCAGCAUUUUUGAGAGAAUAAGGAGAUUGGAUGGAAAAUAUGAUCUUGAGCAAAUCAAUAUUUGCUAUGCCUACGACUUGAUGAAUUUGAGAUUGGGUGAAAUUCUGGAAAAGAAAAGUAUUUGGCCAUCUUUGGUUGAUAAGUUUGAGUCGAAUGAAAAAAAGAGGAAAUGGGGCGAGGAAGAGUCAAGCUGA
Lodderomyces elongisporus is the source of this 2559-nucleotide messenger RNA. Its product is annotated as tRNase Z. The coding region runs from base 1 to 2559 and encodes 852 amino acids. The transcript has a single exon. The record is from RefSeq and is a predicted model, not a curated record. Gene Ontology annotation, molecular function: 3'-tRNA processing endoribonuclease activity. Gene Ontology annotation, cellular component: mitochondrion. Gene Ontology annotation, biological process: mitochondrial tRNA 3'-end processing. Lineage: Eukaryota; Fungi; Ascomycota; Pichiomycetes; Serinales; Debaryomycetaceae.